Messenger RNA from Symbiodinium natans, 2880 nucleotides. The record is from the annotation of a GenBank genome assembly. NCBI's taxonomy places the organism in Eukaryota, Dinophyceae, Suessiales, Symbiodiniaceae.
AUGUUAGUGGAAGUGGUGGAAGCAAAGGAACAUCGCCAGCUGAAAGUGAGCACAGACUCGGCAGGACAAGAGCAUUCCCAACGAUUUGCGGACAGCAAAGCGGGUAGUGGAGUCCAUCCAGGACGACUUGAACGAGGAGGACGGACGGCAGCUUGUGUGUCUAUCAUUGAAAGCUACUUCGCCACUUCAAGCCAGCAUUUUCUAAGCCCUUUGCUGCGAGUUCAGCACUGUUUGCUCCCGACACGUUCUUCGGCUCAGACACCAGAACUUGCCUCGCUUUGCCAGUUCGCGCACUGGGAGUUUGGAUGGGAAGGGUCGGACAUGAUGCAGCGGCAGCAGCAGCAGCAGCAGCAGCAGCAGCAGCAGCAGCAGCAGCAGCAGCAGCAGCAGCAGCAGCAGCAGCAGCAGCAGCAGCAGCAGCAGCAGCAGCAGCAGCAGCAGCAGCAGCAGCAGCAGCAGCAGCAGCAGCAGCAGCUUGAAAGGUACCAUCAUCUGGUGCAAAGUCACCAGCGGCUGCUAAUCAGUGCUCUGAGUGCAUGGCGAUCUGUUGCGGUGAAAGAGGGGCAAGACCGUCGCAAGUCAUACAGGCUGGCUGCGAGUCUCCGGUUGCGAUGGCUCUUUCGCGCAUGGCAGUCUGUCUCCCGGGUGCAUUCGUUAACCUCAGCUGCUUGCGUGCGGCCUGUUGAUGUGCCGCAUGUGCCGCCGCUCCUUCUCCAGUUCCAUCAGUACCAGCAGCAGCAGAAGGAGAAGUUCAUAAGCCAACGGAUGCUGAGGCUCAAAGUUGCCUGCAAGUCCCGUGUCAAUCGAAUUCGGUGGAUGGCGCGAGCAGGUCAGAAGGUCUUACAUGAGUGGAAGCGUGCGAGCCGCAUGGCCGUGCUUGAACGAUCGAUCUCACACCAGCUGAGGACACAUUGGCACGCCUACCUCCGACGCAUUCUUGAGUCGCUGAGGCAGGUGGCAAGUGCUGCUAGGACUGCGCGGGACGCGGCACUGCAGCUGGAAAGGCGUCGGCUCGCAUGGGUGCUGCCGGCUCUCCAGGCAGCUGCGAGAUCAAGCAAGGCCUUGCGGGAACGUUCGGUUCUCGCCCGGCUCGGGUUCCGGAAGCAUCGCCUGCUGCGGAGCUUGAGCUCAUGGCAGGUCAGAAGUAUGACCCGAAGGCAUCAACGCCUUUGUGAUCUUAAUGCCGUAAGCAGGCUCAGGCAUCAUAUCUUGCAUCAGGCCUUGGGGAAGCUGCGUAGCUUCACUCUGCUUCGAGCAAAGUGCCGCGAUUUACGCAUGAGAUCGAUUCAGCAGUCAGCAUCCAGAGCCUUGCAGAACCUUCGGCAGGCUGUCCUUUGUUCUAGGAAAAGCCAGGGCAUCACUCACGUUCACAAACAAGCAGUCAUGCAAAGCGUGGUUCGUCAUUGGAUGAUGCUACAUGUGGCGCAUGCGAAGCUGGCUCUGCUGUCGAAGGAAGGGCUGCGUUCUGCGCGGCAGCUUCUUCAUUUUUGGUGGCAAGGCUCCAACUUCAGCGAGAUCCUCCAGUGGUGGAAGCUUGGCCUGUUGAUUCAAGCGAAAGAACGACAAGCCACUGCUAUGAACCUUCAGUUUGCCUGGCGCAACAGCCGGACGGUGCUGCAAGAAUGGUGUGCCACAGCAAGGCAGCUGCGGAGAGACCGCGAUGCUUUAUGUUGCCGGCGAAAGCUGGCGUUGCUUCGGUGCUGCUGGAAUGUCUGGGUGAGACAAGUUGUGAUGGUGCAACUGAUGCAGGGGUUUUGCUACAAGCAGCAGCUUGCUUGGGCCAGCUGUGUCUUCAAGCAAUGGCAAAAGCAAGUCACCUCUCGGCGGCUUGCAAGUCUCCUUGUCCGGAAGCGUCACGCAAGCCUCCGCAAACGAGGCUUCAGCCGUUGGCGCGCUCGCAGUUUGUCUAGACGGAAGGAUUUGCAUCUGCAGAGCCACGUGGUGCUAGCAUGGCUGGAGUGGGCAGCUUUGCGAAGACAGGUACGUGAUGACGUCGCGUGGCAGCGGUGGGCAGAUGGCGUGGCCGAUCUUUUUAUCUCUCGUAGACUGCUGCGUGGUCUGCCAACAUGCUUUAGCACCUGGUGCCAUUGUGUUCGGCAACGGAGGGCAUUGAAAGCCCGCGCAGCUGCGCAUGAGACAGAGUCGGCCAGACGAUGCAUGCAGUUCGCCUUUGGUACACUUCGUUGUAUCCUGGCUUUGCGACGCAUGCAGCGUUUCGAUUCCACAAGGUGCCCGCGGGAGGUUCGCUCCUCCUUCCUACAUCUUCGCCGGGCAUGCCAAAUGUCUGCCAAAGCAGGGACACUACAGGCCGCGAGUCAAAGUGGACGCAAGGCGCAGGCAUUCCAAGCUCUUCUGAAGCUCUAUCAGAAGAGGUGUUCUGCAAAGUCUAUGGAGGCGGUAUUGACUCGGCACCGUCUUGGUCGAGCACUUCUCAGAUUUAGGCACUUCCAGCAGAGAAUGGAUGCGAUUGAAGCAUCUGCAAAGCUGGUUGCACGUCGCUGCCGGCUUUUUGCCGCCUUAGCUCGAUGGCGCAAGGAACUUGCGCUGCAAAUGCGCAAGACUUGGCUCCCUGCUGUCUUCGUUGAGUGGAGAGAGGUCUGUCGUAGGGAGCGUCUGCGACGACUUCGACAGCGGCGGUAUGGGCUGCUUCGCUGGAGGACGUAUGUCAAAGACUGUAGACAGAGAAGGCGGCGCGCCGUACUGGCAGACUUGCUCCUUCGCCGCCGCCGAAUGCGAGGAGUGCUUCUUCCGUGGCAGCUGGCAGCUGCAUUCUCCAAGGAGGCUGGAGAGUUGAAGGACCGCUGGAGCGAUGCCGAUGUGGUUCCAGGCUUGCAGCGGCGCGCCUUCAUGGGCUACAGAGAUGCCUCCCAUGAAACGUGA